Nematolebias whitei (Rio pearlfish) is the source of this 3334-nucleotide messenger RNA. It is a transcript of the gene arhgap27l, whose product is annotated as Rho GTPase activating protein 27, like. The record is from RefSeq and is a predicted model, not a curated record. Gene Ontology annotation, biological process: signal transduction; regulation of GTPase activity. Gene Ontology annotation, molecular function: protein binding. Gene Ontology annotation, cellular component: cytoplasm. The transcript is spliced from 23 exons. NCBI's taxonomy places the organism in Eukaryota, Metazoa, Chordata, Actinopteri, Cyprinodontiformes, Rivulidae. The coding region runs from base 131 to 3187 and encodes 1018 amino acids.
AGGAACAAGAGAAAAAACUGGAUGAGGAUGUUCGGACCCGAGUUUCACUGCAGGUGGGCUGACUCUUGACCCCUCACCUUCAGAGUCAUCUACCUGAGGGGGCGGGGCCUGAGGAGCACAGGUCAUUAAAAUGGCAGCGACUUCCUCCCUGCUGGGCAGAGGUCUGGGUCUGGUCCUGGUGGAGUUCAAGUACGAGUACAAGGGUCAGGACGGGGUUCUGGUGUCCAUCAAACCCAACGAGCGUUACAUCCUGCUGGCCAAGACCAACGACCACUGGUGGCAGGUCCGAGAAGACAGCUGCUCCAGAGCCUUCUACAUCCCAGCCAAGUAUGUCAAGGAGCUGCCGGUCGAUUUCCCAUCCCCGCUGGACUUUGCUGACCCACCCAGUCCAGAACCGGUGCUGCAUCCUGUGGUGGCUCCUGUCCCAGUUCCCGUUCCAGUCCCAAAGCCUCUGGAGGAGCCUAGCGGGACCAAAACCAAACAAAGCGAUGAGAUGUUGAUCCGCCUCAGACCCAACGCCUCCAACCGGCACCAGAAGAACGACAACCGCAUGUCCACCUUCGGCGUACCAAUGGACUUGCCGGACCUGACCCACAUAGGGUUAUCACCCAGGGUUCCGAGUAACCCUCCUGCUGGUUCAGUUGAGACUGGGGCCACAGCUCCCAGUGGGACUACAAAAACAGCGGAUGGUAAAAAGCAACCUCACCCGUCGGGUCUCCUGGAGGACCAGAAGGAUUCUGGUAAACCUCGAGUUCCCAGUUUCAGCCCUGCAGACCCUCUGGUCAAAACCCGGCUCCAGAACCAGCCUAUCCCAGUGGAGACCCCGGUGGUUCCACCCCAGAACAAGUCCUCCCCAUCUGAGGGUUGCCUAGGAAACCAGCAGGAGCCAGAGGAGGAGGAGGAGGUGGCAGAAGAAGAGACGAGCACGGAGAGCAGCGAGGAGGAGGAGUCACGAAAGGAGGAAGACUCACACCACAUCUACGAGUCCAUCCAGGACCUGAAUCUGGACCUGGAGGCUCUUCACGGUCACCUUCAGAGUCCGGCAGCAGCAUCUGAACCUGCACCUACUGCUCCAGCUUCUGUAGCUCCACCCACCACACACCCAGCUCCGCCCACCUCAGAUGCAGCUCUGUCCACAAAACAGGACCAAAUCUUGCUCAACCCUAGUUUGUCCAUAUACGCCAACGUCUCCUCCCUGAAGAAAACCCCUCAGCCUCAGAUCUUGAUUUCCUGCCCGCAUCCCACAAACCCCGCCCCAUCAGCACCAAGCCACACCCCAUCAUUGUCAAGCUCCUCCUGCAGUAUGAUAAGUCCCGCCUCCCCUGUCAGCCCACAAGACGGAUGGCAGGUGCACACUGACCAGGACAGUGGGAGGUUGUAUUAUUUCCAUCCUAUGACCCGAAAGAUCACCUGGACUGAUCACCGAGGCCUCACAUUACCUGCCGACAUGGACCCGUCCAGUCCGCUGUCCACGGCCUCCUCUCAGGGCUCCUGUGGGUGGGAACAUGUUCUGGAUGAAGCUUCAGGGAGGCUCUACUUCUACAACACCAGCACAGGAGCCACAUCCUGGACUCUCCCAGACCCGCCGGGCCCCCCGUCCCCGUCUGGAUCCACAGCCAACAGGAAGGACCAAGACGACGCUCCGCCUCUCCCAAAGGAGGAUUAUCCUGUGGAUCGGCACAACGAUGAUAACGACGCCGUCUUCGCUCCGAAUCCUCAGCAGCUGGCGGCUCAUAAACCCAAAACUCAGCUGGACCUGAAGGACCCCAACCAUCUACAGAAGCAGCAGGAGCAAAGGCUGAUGGGAAAUGGAGUUUCAGAGGAUGGAGCACCACUGAAGAUGUUUACUCCUGGACACAGGAGGAUCGCCUCAGACUUCACGGAGCCAACCAGAAAACCCUCCCCCGACAGUCCACAGUCCCCUAACAGGUCCAAGCUGAGGAGGAAUCUGUCCAAUCAGAGCACAGGCUUCAACCAGCUGCAUGGACACCUGCAGGAGAAGGCGGGAAUCAUCAACAAGACCAAGGUGGCUGACAACAGCAAGAAGAUCAGGAAGAACUGGAGUCAGUCUUGGACCGUCCUCCAUGGAGGGAUUCUCACAUUUUUCAAAGACCCCAAAUCUGCUCCAGCUGGGAAUCUUAGCAAAGCUUCACAGAUUGUUCCAGAGUACACCGUUGACCUGCGAGGAUCAUCGAUACAGUGGGCCACCAAAGACAAGUCCUCCAAGAAACACGUCUUGGAGUUGAAGACUCGACAGGGCUGCGAGUAUCUGAUGCAGUACGACACUGAGAGCAUCAUCACCGACUGGUUCAAAGUGGUCCAAGACACCAUCCAUCAACUAGCAACACAGCAACAGCUGGAACAGGAGCAACCAAGUGACGAUGAUGACGAGACCGGCUCAGACAGAGAGGACAAAGACAGGAAAAGGACAUCCCCCAGAGGUUCUUCAGGAGCCGACUUGGAGCAGAGCCGGAUCCGGCGCAGAUUGCGCCGUUUUCUCCAGAGAAGGCCGACGCUGCAGAGCGUCAAAGAGAGGGGAUACAUCAGAGACAACGUCUUCGGCUGCCACCUGGACACCCUCUGCCACAGAGAAAACACCACCAUCCCUAAAUUUGUGGAGAAAUGUGUCCGAACGGUGGAGAGGAGAGGUCUGGGAGUUGACGGGAUCUACAGGGUGAGCGGGAACCUGGCUGUGAUCCAGAAACUACGACACAAAGCCGACCACGAGGAACAUCUGGACCUGGAGGACGGGCAGUGGGAGGAGAUCCACGUCAUCACUGGAGCGCUGAAACUUUUCUUCAGAGAACUUCCAGAACCGCUGUUUCCCUUCAGCAGCUUCGAGAAGUUCAUCGCUGCCAUCCAAAUCCCAGAUUACAGCCUGAGAGUUUCCUACGUGAAGGAUUUGGUCCGAUCUCUGCCUCUGCCAAACUACGACACCAUGGAGCUCCUCUUCAAACAUCUGCGCAGGGUGAUCGAGCACAAAGAGUCCAACAGGAUGUCUGUUCAGAGCGUCGCCAUCGUGUUCGGACCCACGCUGCUCCGCCCGCAGACCGAGUCCGCCCACAUGACGGUCCACUUGGUGUUCCAGAGCCAGAUCGUGGAGCUCAUGCUCAAUGAGUUCAACUCCAUCUUCUCUGAGAGAACCAGUACCAGGCUUCAAACAGCUGGUGUGAAUGGAGCCGUGUAGAACUGGAUCGGAGGCCCAAACUCCCUCAGCACCAACAAGGAUCAUGAACUGGACCAAAGGACCACAGUGACCCGCCUUCUGGGUUCUGCAGAAACCUCUAAACCUCCAGAAACUGUUUUAGAUUCAGCCUGGAUCCUCUUUUUUUAC